GCUCUCAUUGGCUGAGCUGCUUGCCUUAAGCCACGCCCCCUCCGCCCCACGCUCCCAUUGGCCGGGUGGAAGGGAGGCAAUGGCGGCGAUCCGGAGCGUGAAGGGAAUGGUGGCCUUGGUGACCGGUGGUGCCUCAGGAUUGGGACGAGCCACGGUGGAGCGGCUGGUGGAGCAAGGAUCUCGUGUGGUCCUCCUGGAUCUUCCCACUUCAUCGGGGCUCCAGAUGGCCAAGGAGCUUGGAGAACGCUGCGUCUUUGCCCCGGCCAAUGUGACAUCAGCUGAGGAGGUCGGAGCUGCCUUAGACUUGGCCCAGAAGGAAUUUGGUCGCCUGGACCUGGUGGUGAACUGUGCCGGCAUCGGCAUCGCCGUCAAGACCUACAACAGCAAGAAGGACAAAGUGCAUGAGCUGGAGGACUUCCAGACGGUCAUCAACGUGAACCUGGUGGGCACCUUCAACGUCACCCGCCUGAGCUCCCGCUUGAUGAGCCGCAACGAGCCCGAUCCCGAUGGCCACCGGGGCCUGGUGGUCAACACAGCCAGUGUGGCCGCCUUUGAGGGCCAGGUCGGCCAAGCGGCUUACUCGGCUUCCAAAGGUGGGAUUGUGGGAAUGACACUUCCCAUCGCCCGUGACUUGGCUCCUCUCGGCAUCCGUGUGGUCACCAUCGCUCCAGGCUUGUUCUCCACUCCCUUGUUGGCUGCCUUGCCGGAACGCGUUCGGAAUUUUUUGGGACAACAAGUGCCUUUUCCAUCCCGUUUGGGAAACCCUUCGGAAUACGCCCACCUCGUCCAGGCCUUGGCUGAGAACCCCAUGAUUAACGGCGAGGUGGUGAGGUUGGAUGGAGCUCUUCGCAUGCAGCCUUGAGGGCUGGGGCUUCUCCGCAUCCCACAUUCGGGAAUGCUGGAGCUGGGAAGGUUCUCUCCGGAUCACAGAUGUUCCACCUCGGAACACUCCAGGCUGGGAAGAUGGACCCUGCUAGGAUUGGGGAGAUCCCCCAGGAGUGGGGAUGCCUCAUGGAUUUAGGGAUACACUGAAGAUUGAGGGAUACCCUUGCGAUUGAGAAGAGACCCCAUGGAUUUAGGGAUAACAUAUGGACCCAGGGAUGCCCCGUGGAUCCAGGGGCACUCUUGGGAUUUAGGGAUAACCUUGGGAUUCGGUGACAUCCCAUGGAUCCAGGGAUAACCUUGGGAUUUGAGGAUGCCCCAUGGACCCAGGGAUGACCUUUGCAUUUGAGGACCCCCUUGGGAUUUAAGGAUACCUCAUGGAUUCAGGAAUGACCUUGGGACCCAGGAAUGCCCCAUCGAUUCAGAGCUAACCUUGGGAUUUAGGGACAACCCAUGGAUUCAGGGAUAACCUCAGGAUUGAGGGAUGCCCCAUAGAUACGGGGUCCCUCGCCCUGUACCACCCCCCAAUCAAUAAAUCGCUUUCAGCCAC
Cuculus canorus (common cuckoo) is the source of this 1432-nucleotide messenger RNA. RefSeq names its product hydroxysteroid 17-beta dehydrogenase 10 (gene HSD17B10). Gene Ontology annotation, molecular function: estradiol 17-beta-dehydrogenase [NAD(P)+] activity. The record is from RefSeq and is a predicted model, not a curated record. The transcript is spliced from 6 exons. The coding region runs from base 80 to 862 and encodes 260 amino acids. Gene Ontology annotation, biological process: fatty acid metabolic process; androgen metabolic process; estrogen metabolic process. NCBI's taxonomy places the organism in Eukaryota, Metazoa, Chordata, Aves, Cuculiformes, Cuculidae. Gene Ontology annotation, cellular component: mitochondrion.